Scylla paramamosain (green mud crab) is the source of this 10186-nucleotide messenger RNA. It is a transcript of the gene Reps, whose product is annotated as ralBP1-associated Eps domain-containing protein 2-like. NCBI's taxonomy places the organism in Eukaryota, Metazoa, Arthropoda, Malacostraca, Decapoda, Portunidae. Bases 139 to 1893 code for a protein of 584 amino acids. Gene Ontology annotation, cellular component: intracellular vesicle; plasma membrane; cytoplasm. The transcript is spliced from 15 exons. Gene Ontology annotation, biological process: clathrin-dependent synaptic vesicle endocytosis; endosomal transport. Gene Ontology annotation, molecular function: calcium ion binding; protein binding; molecular adaptor activity. The record is from RefSeq and is a predicted model, not a curated record.
GAUUUGCCCCUGCCUCGCCUACACACCAAUAACAACACACACUAUGAGAACAAUGUUGCCUUCACCACCAAGGAUAACUGCACAUCAAGUCCUGACCUAAUCCAACUCAGCGACUCUGAUUGUAAUACGUCACAGCAGAUGGUUGAUGGUGGCUACCGGAUGAUGGAGAGUGAAGAUGGGGAGGGAGGGGAUGAGCGGAUGAGUGACCCCUCAGGCAGGAUGGUGUCCCACUCCACCUCUGUGUCCUCACCCGCCUCCGACUCACCCACACCCACCAACAGCGUGCAUGAGAAGACCUGGAACCAGACACACACACAUUGGCAUGGCUUGAUCAACGAUGAGCACCGCCAACUGCUGGGGACAGAGGAGGACUCGUCAGAGGGGCGGUCGUCCGGGGAGGAGGAGUACAAUGUGUGGAGCAUCACAGAGGAACAGCGCCACUACUACACAGAACAGUUUCGCUCUAUGCAGCCGGACCUCACCGCCCUCCUGUCCGGCAGCGUAGCCAAGGAGUUCUUCGAGAAGUCUAAGCUGCCAGUCAAUGAGCUCAGUAAGAUCUGGCAACUCUCGGAUGUGACAAGAGACGGCUCUCUGUCCCUGCAGGAGUUCUUCACUGCCAUGCAUCUUGUGGUGCUGCGACGGAACAACAUUGAGCUGCCUGAGACACUGCCGCCCUCACUCUACCCUGAGCUGCUGAGGAAAAGUAGCAGCAGUGGUGUGGAGGGCGGCAACUCUGGUGCCUCCGGGAACUCCUCAGUGGGGCCAGGCGGGACGGCAGUGACGGAGGGGGAGGCAGGGGGCACCAAGGCAACCCCCGACCCCCUCUCCCCCUCCAGGAACAAAGAGUGGACUAAGUUUGUGGACUCCCCAACAAGCACACUCUCCUCUCCAGGACUGAAGCCUGUUAACUUUGACUUCCAGAAAUCAGUGCUGGAACAGGAUCCCAAAAUCCUUCACCCCAAGGCUGUCAGACUCACACCAGAGUCCAAAAGGCUGGAGGUGGCAGAUGUGGAGGGCCCAGCGUCCUUUAGCCCUGAGUCAGCCAUCACCUCUGACCUCACCUCCAGCGCCCCAGCUCCUGCCUCGGGAGACCUGCAGCCUACCUCUGGUGCUGCCCCGACAGGUCCUGCGACAUCCCAGGGGAGCCCCAAGAAGACACAGGAGGGACAGGACAUCAAGCCCAUACAGAGACCAUUGCCCAGAAAACCCACUGGUUCUACAACAGGAGUGCUGCCACCUCCCCCACAGUCUGCUGUCACCACCCCUCCUGAUGAUGCUGGGAUGUUUGGCCCCAUCAGCUUGCCCAGCCUUCCCUCAGGACCCCUACCAGCUGGCACCAAGAAGGAGGCCCCACCACCACCCCCGCCUCGCCCUGCCCGCACCCACACCCGCUCCUCCUCCCUCGACCUCAAUAAAUUUAGUCGGAGUAGUUUCCUUGGUGCCCCUCCUGCUGUGCCUCCCCGGGCCUCUCCUGGAGCAACAUCACCCAAGAAGCUCAUCUACCAGAGGAGUGACGGAGACAUCGGGGUGGAGGGGGGUGGAGGCAGCCAGGGUGGGGAUGCCAUCUUCCCCCUUGACACCAGGCCACCCAUGGAGCGAGCAAGAACAUCAGCCUUUGAGGUGUACCGGAAGCCACACCAAGAAUUUGGUUCAGCUUUUGAGCGAGUGAGUGGCCAGAGGGGUGGGGAUGAGGAGGAGAGGUCCCGGCACUUGUCCACUGGAGCGAGACCCAAGGACAAGCGUGAGCUCCAAGCCUCCAUCAGGAGCACCACAGAGAAGAACACGAUCCUCACCAGGUUAAAUUCUGAAUUGAACCAGGAGCUGGCUGAAGUGAUGGAGGAAAGAAUUGCAUUGGAGAUGCAGUUGGAACAGAUGAAGCCGUUCUCAAGUUAGUCCCCAUCUGUGCCAUACUGUCCGGGGCCUCACCUUGUCCAGUGAAAGCCUCUUCUCCCUCGCUUUCCUGUGAUCUGACUGAGGGAGAAAGGCAGGCUGAGGGAGGGAAGGAAAGUAGUGGUGGUGAUUCUGACUCAGAGUUGUUCAGGUUCUCCCUCCUCUUUUUCCUUCUUUGUUUUGUUUAUUUUAAGUCUUGUUUUUCUGCUUCCAGAGGUAUCACAUUUUGUUUGUGGUGUUGGCUUUGUGAACUGGCUUUGUUCUCAUCCUUCUCAGUUUUGCUUCCUAUAUUGGCAUUUUCCCAGUUCUCUCUUUUGUUUGUAUCACAAGACUGUUCAUUGUUACUGUACCACUUCUCACCAAACCCUCUGACAUCGUACUUGUGCUGCUGUUUCCUCCCACUUUUCCAUGGUGUUUUCUUACAUUCCAUCAUCUUCACAUUACAUUAAUCUUUUCUGUCAAGUUUCUGUUGGUGGCAUUUCACUCCCAAUCUUUGUUUUUUUAAUACUUUUUUUGUUUUUAUUUACUUUAUCAGGUCCACACCACGGGCAUUUCAGUGCAUAUUUGAUGUUUUAUUUAAUUCCCUCAGCAUUCUAGUUUCUUUCUUACCUGAACUGUUCAUGUCAGACACACAGCACAUUAUUAUGCAAAGGAAGAAUGACUUUGUACAUAGCCUAGUGCUUAAGGAGCAGGACCAUUACUCCUGUACAGACUGCUCGGUAUUGCAUGAUGCCCACGGUGGCUGCUGCUGUGGGUCUUGGCCUGCCUGACAGAAGCAGGUGAGGAUGGCCAUACCAUCCUUCUCUGGGGUUUGAGAUCUCAAAGACUUGCUAAUGAACAAUUUCCUGUGAUUACAAAAUCUUGAACGUGUUGUGGAAACCUUUACCAGUGUUGUAGAACUGAGGAAAGUCUUGUCUUGAAGUUGUGCUUGGUGCAGAUACUACUGGGAGUACAAACUUGAGUGUGUGCUAGGCUGAGAGGCUCAGAAAUACUGCAACUUAUGGAUGGAGCAUUGGUUCAAUUGCUCACAGAUGUCUGGAGGAGGAGUUUGUGUGAGCUCAGUACGUGUCGAGUUUUUGUAGUGGCUUGCCGUACUCACAUGAUUCGUGGUGGCUUUUGAUAAUGGCUUUACAGAAUCUGGGCAUUAUCCUAUUGCUCCUAAACAUUUCACAAAAACUAUACCAUAUUGGUACAUGGAUCACCUGAGGGAGUUUGAUGCUUCGUGAAAAAGGUUUGCAUCAGUGUAUGUGUGUGUGUGUGUGUAAUAGAAAAAGUGUUCUUUUGGAAAUAAGAGACUUGACUUGUUUGGUGGGGGAUGUAAAAGUUGCUGUUCUGAGUGUGACUUGAGGCUGUUCUUAUGGGAGAUGUUUGUCCCUCAUGCAUUGACAUUAUCACUGACUUCCACUAUCACUCUUGUUACAGUUAGUCUUUUAUGCUGUAUAUUUAGGGAGUUAUUGUAGGUCAUGAAGAGGAUUUGUUGGUGUUUUGUGACCAGGAGGAGAUUGUAAAAGAAUAUUGAGUCUGUUGAGUUGAGGAAUGAUCAGAGUUUAUUGUUGAUUUAGUGAGAAGAUAACAGUGGUAAUAUAUUUAGUGAGAAGAUAACAGUGGUAAUAUAAGUUGUUAGUUCAAAGACUGCUGGAAAAAAUAAGAAAAAGAAAAACAGCAUACAUGUAAGACUGGUGAUAUGUACCCUUUAAGAAUUAUUGAAAUCUCAUCUGAAAUCAUAUUUGUAGAAACAAGUGUUCAUGAAUGUCUUGCAGAAAAUUGUGUACAAAUGAAUGGUAAUGAGAAAAAGAGAAGUAAUUAGUUGGUUUUAAAGAAAGGAUAGAGAUAAGUAAUUGAUCAACACAAGGAAGGCAAAUGAAGACCAAGGGAGAUUUGAAGGUGUAGCAGGAGACAUGAGACUGUAUGUCAUGAGCAAAUCUCACUUAUUGUAGGCAUAGGUAGUAGUUGUAGCAAAAUGAAUGUGAAUUUUUUUAAGAAGGCUGUGAUAACCCUUGGACAUAUGCCUCUGUAAUUUGUCUCUUGAUCCACUUAGAAGCAGCCAGUGUAGCCCAAAGGAAGCACAGAUUAAGGAAAACACAUCAUGCAGUAAAGUGUUAUCUAAUGGUCUUUCAUAAGGUGGAAGUUAAGCCUGUCUGUGCACAUCAGCAUAGAGGCCCCUUGUGCAGAGAACCAGCCAUGUAUACUUGAUUUUCCAAAGAAGCUGUGCUCAAGCUAGUGUAAUGAGAAACUGAAGGAAAUUAUAUGGAGUUGGUGCAUCUCAGGUUAAGUUUGCUGCUGUAGAAAAAUGGAUUCCAGUUGAUGUAAUCCAUCAAAAAAGGAGUUUUCCCUGGAAGUGUUCUCCAACUUCCUUCAAAGAUUGACUCAAGAUUUUACAUCCUCCUUGGAGUGCUAUGCUUUUCUCUGUCUUGCUGGCUGCUUUCCACACAAGCUGCCCUGCACCUUCCCUCUUGGGCCAGGAAGACAUCCUUGCUACUGAAGGAGUAAAGUCUCCCAAGCUUUAGGCAUAGCAGGAUCUGCUGAGGUCACUGCAAGUCCUGUCUUUGUUGUUAGCUUUGCAGCAACCUCCCUGCAGGCUGUGCUUAAGGGGGCUUUUGGAGAGUAAGAGAAUGCCUUCUCAUCCUCCCAGACUUGCUUUGGGAUCUUAAGACUGAGGAAAUAUUUUUGGGGAGUAUUUUCAAGUGCAAAAUCUCUUGAUAGGUACCUCUAUGUUUUUUACUGCCCAUACAUCAUUGUUGCCACUGACUGUGAUUCCGAAAUGCAUCCCCAUAAAUGAAUCCUCUGUACUGAAUCCCAAGGGCAUUGUUUAGACAUUUUUUUUUUUGUGAUAUAUGAUGAAGCACCAAAAGGAAUGAGUGUGGGACGCAGGAAGUGUUGAGUGGCUGUUCUGUUGAGAGGAAACUGAACAAAUUUGGCUGAAUCAAGUGGCUUCCUUCUUUUGUGCAUGUAGAGUGCAUCCGUGAUCCUUAAGUGCUUGCUUCCUUGCUGUGCUGAUGAAACUGUUGCAAGUUACAGCCAAAGACAUUCAACAGCAGUACAUUGUCAGCAGAUAAAUUCCAAUAUUCACAAGACACUUGUCAGUCCUAAUUUUCUACAUGCGUAUUCCAUGACAGCCGCACUUAUCUGGAAUGCACUGUUAUGCACUGCUGAGGAAAUGAUAAGUUAAGAAUUCUCUCCUAGUGCUUUAUGAUGCAUCACUCAGCAUGUCAGCAUUUGGCGUGGUGUCUGUGUGAUUGUUGCAUUGUGAUAUUUAGCUGAGGGAGUGUUGCAGUGUUUUGGGUCGCUUGUGUACAUGCAAAGUGAGGCAUUGGGAGACUCGUUUUCCUGCGGGAUGCAAGUAGUAUGUACUAGCACACCAGGUCUAAGUCUUUAAUUGUCACCAAAUUGUGCAUAAUUAUGAUACUGUUAGUUUGGGGGGAUAAAGUCAACAUCCUGAUUAUUUGUAUCAAAAUUCCACUGCAAUCAAAACCCCGGAUUCCUUCACUAGCAAUGUGCUGUUUUGAUGAGCCAUGUCUGCUUUCCCUGAGACCUGAGCACUGACACCCAGUGCUCCGGUGAGUGUGAGGCAAAAACAAUUCUGUGAUAACCAAGGACAAAAGAUGUUAUUCCAUUGUCUGUUUGCCUUUCACUGCAAGUAUUGUUGUAUCUCCCUCUCUGAAAACUUGUAUAGAAAUAUUUAAUGUAGAAUUGGAUUUAUAUACAUAGAUAUAUGCAUAUAUAUAUAUAUAAAUAUAUAUAGUGUAUGUAUGUGCAGGUGUGUGUGUGUGUGUGUGUGUGUGUGUGUGUGUGUGUGUGUGUGUGUGAGAGUGCACAUUUUAACUAUCAUUACCUAGGCUUGUUUCAUCUCAUUUAGGAUGGUAAGGUGUACUAAGAAUCUGUGUUGGCAUUGUGGAGACGUGUCAAGUAAUGGAUGUCCAAGUAGAUUAGAGUAAUGAUUGGAGUGUUUGGAAUGUUUGGUCUCAGUGUUACUAGAAACAGUAAAGUAACCUUUUCCCCACAGGGACAAAACAUGCACAGCAGGAUACCAUUUGAACACAUUCACCAGCUUACUGAAUUUUAUUUGCUUGUGUUGUCUGUUAUAUUUUGGAUUAUUUUGCAAAGUUGACCUUGUUGUAUUGAAUCAAAGUGUGUGUGCCACAUUGUGAUGAUUCAAGGAGUGCCAUUCCAUUAAGUUACUGAGCCAGUGAUGAGCAUGUUUUGUAGUCCACGAGAUGCUUUGGGUACCUCAGCCCCAAUACAACUAAGAUUAUAUUAGCAUAAUGUUAGGGAUAUUUUUUUAUGGGAAGAAAUGCAUCUUGUGGGCCACAAAAUUUUGUAAAACUUAGGCUUUCAGGGACCUGUAUUUUUUUCCUGUGAAGAGUUUGUUAGAAUGGAUAUUUACUGUGCCAUGCCAGAAGCAACAUGUGUCAGUUUGUGUUGUGAGCCUGGCAGGUCUUGCUUGACUGGUCUGGGUUAUAUUUUUUUGCUGGAAAAAAAAAAAAAAAAAAGAGAUUAGACACUACAGUGGGCGCUUAAAAUACUUGUACCCGCAUAAAAAAGAAACUUGUGACAUAUCAUAAAAUUAAACAACAAAAUAAUAGGUUAAAUUAAAGUAACACUCACCCUAUUACCCUGUCAUCUCCCCUCGGCCUUUGGCACAGUCUGGAUCCGUUGUGGCAUGCUCUCACACAGGCUCCUGAAGUAAUCCAAAGUCAUAUCAUGGCAUCAGACAUGUGUGAUGACUUCUGCAGCUGCAUUACCAAUGACACCUGUGCAUCCCUCAUCUCCUUCAGGACUAUCUACGCUUUCUCAUUUAUAUUUAAAUCCGGACUGUUGCCUGGCCACUUUGUGAUGGGGAUAUUCUCAUCAUUGAGGAAAUCUUUUUAGAGGCGUGACAUGGUGAUGCCAUGAAUGGCAUAAGAGUUGAUCAUGUGUUCCUUCAGAACUUGGAUGUAGCAAUCCCCAUUUAUGGUCACAUUCUUAGGCAAGAAGUAGAGUCCAUCCCUCCCCACAUUCCCACUGAAGCAACCCGAGAUCAUUAUGGAAGCACUGUGCUUCAGUUUUAAUGGUGCACCUGGGGCUGUAGUGAUUACGUCUGAUGGGGGUGCCUUACAGUCUGUGGGAUGUCUCAACUUGGAAACUGGUCUUAUCAGACCAGAGGAACUUCUGCAAUUCUGCCACUGACCAAUUCUUGUGCUCUUCAGCAAAAGCAAGACACUUAUGCUGCGACUCAUUAUGCCAAGGUGAUGCUUGAGGCGGUGUUAGGUGUGAAUAGCGACGUCUUUAAGGAGCAUGUGGUAGGGUUUCUCAAGAUUCUUUGCAGUCAGCCUAGGUAGGGUUCUUGUUUACAGCUGGCUUGAGAAUGUGGUCAGUGAGUGGUGUUGUCUUCCUUGACCUUCCAGGAUGUUUUUAUUUUUUAUUUUGGGGUAUGAUGUUAGGUGCAGCAAGUAGAUGCAUGGUGAUGGACUUCCCUCUCCCUGUCCACCUGACUGUUUCUUUAAUUGGCAUCUUUUUCUCCUGUAGAGCAAGAGAAUGGGCUUUUUUGACAUUGGUCAGGUGCUUGGGAUCCAUCUUGACCUGCUGGGUUGGGUCCAAACAGUAACAGAGAAGGGGGCAAGAGGGGGUGGUGACUGCAUAAAAUUCCUUGUAGCAUGCAUACAUAGAUGGGCACUGACAUGCUACUAAGUGACUCAAGUACUCAGCAAGGGUUUCUGAGUUGCCAGAUAACACUAAGUGACGUCAUAUCAGGUUAUAUAAAUUUUGGUGUAAUAAAAACAACAACAUUUGCCUCCCUGAACAAGGGUAGCUCUCAGUAUUUCCUGCGCUCAUUGUAUGUAUCUAAUAAGAGUGAUUGUAAACUUUGGACAUUGUGGAGAAAGUUGAAAUUUUUUUAAUCAAUUUUGUUUAUGUUGGCAUGCUAAUAAUGUGAGGCAUGGGACAGGGAACAGUUCUUGAAGGAGUCACCCUAAACAUGAAAUGAAUACUCCAUAUAUUUCAUUGGCACCAUAUGAACACACUGUUGCAGCACCAUAAAUCAAAUCAGUCAUAUAUUUCAUCUUUCACUUCAAGAGAAUAUUUCCCAUCUUUAUCUGGUGAGCUGUUCCAAAGCACCAUGACAGCAGAAAGUUCCUGUUUUAACUUUAAUUUUAUUAAUGUCAGUUUGGCUGUAAUGUCAGUUUGGCUGUAAAGUGAGGCAAUAUCUAGAAUUCCUCAGUUUGGAACACAUGAAUCCUUUGUAACUUAACCUUACCAACCUAACCUAACUUGUUAAUCCCAGCGGUUAGAAUUGAGAAUGAGUCCCCACUCAGGAGUUACUAUUGCAUGGUAAUUGACUGGGACACUGUUUCCUUUCAAUAGUAAUGAAAACAAUUGUGUUCAUGAAUUAGCUAUUGGGUAUUGAAAGGGAUUAAUUAUAAUGGAGGGCAACCUUUUGAAUCAGAUGUGUUAUACGUGUGUGUGUGUGUGUGUGUGUGUGUGUGUGUGUGUGUGUGUGUGUGUGUGUGUGUGUGUGUGUGUGUGUGCUUGUUUAGUUCAUUUAAGGGAUCUGAUUCACUAGAAUAAUAUUUCUUCCCUAGGAGUAAAGGAGGAUAGGGAUUGUUGAAGGGUAUGGAAAUAAUUAAUAACCUACUAUAUGGAUAUGCAGGUGAAGAGUAUAGUUCCCUGCACCUUCAUGUGCAUCACUAAGUGUUUCCAGUGUGUGAAUCGCCUGCUAUGAGCCACACCACCUGAUCAGAUUUGUAUCCGACACACAUCCCAGUCAGUACGAGCGUGAUGGAAGGACUGGCAAGAUUUGUUUUGGAUACGAGUUGAAGCAAGUGGAGCAGUUCACAGUAGGCGUUUCACACACUGGCAAUGCCAAGAUGAAUGCAGAUGUGGAGGGGAUUAUACAAGAUAAAAUAAAAAAUGUCUUCAGUUUAGUAUUCUCAAUAUGUUCUCAUCAAUCAUGACUAUUUUGACAGGCCACAGAUAUGAUUAGUUGGGUUCUCAGGGGUGUUUUUUCCUCAUUAAUGAUACAGAAUACUUGAUAAAGUCAUUGAUAAACUAUCACUACAAUUAGGAAAACAUCCUUGAAGAUACAAUAACAUUCAGCAAGGUCUAGAAAUUUGUCAGAAUGAGAGACAGAAACAUUUGAGAACACAUUACUUGGGCUCAGACAGUUUUAUCACUAACAGGUAUUUGCUUUCAUCCACAUUCACUAAAUAGUUGAGGAGAAUGGCAUCACUACAGAUUCAUUUAUGACAGAAUCAAUGAACUGGUGCAUCCUUCCAGCAUCCCCCUCACUCCAUUCAUUCAGCUUGGCUCAGUUGGCAGUCUGAUUACACCUCCCCAUGCACCUGCCAGCCAAUAGUGAGGGACAAGUGUUGUGUCAGCCUUAAUACUCCCAGGCACAUGGGGAAGAGGGUACAACAGCCUGCCACUAUAACUAGCAAACAAGUUAAAGUUUUCCUUCCUUUGCGUUCAUCCCAAGCUGCUGCUGCUCCCUCAUUGUGUCAUGCUGCCCCGACAAUGUGAUAUGUUCUAUUUAUUUCCUCUGUACAGUACUUAAAAACAUGCCGCAUACAUAUUCCCUCAUGCAUAUCAGUGGCAGCAGAAGGUCUUGUGUAACAGCCUCUAGCAGUGGUACGUACACUCACCUUCCAACUGCUGUCGUGGGUAAAAUGAAUCCCCUGUUGAUGGCUCCCAUUUCAUCACAUCCCUAGAGGCAGUGAGCAAGAAGCUGCCUUGUGAAGAUGCAUUGUAGGUCUUGAAUCAGGGAUGUACACUCACUGAAGUUAAUUUUACUUCACAAAAUUCAUGAUAAAGUAUGUAAGGAGAAAAAAAAGUAGAAAUUAGUAUGAACCAGGGGAUCAUGUUACUCUGAGGCCCCCUGAUGUUGUUGUUGUGUACAUAACGAGCAGGCGUUGAGGCAGCGGGGCAUUUUCCUGCAGGUGUGGCAAACAUGUAUAUUAUUCCAUUUUUCUGGUUUUGUUCUAGGAGGCAUGAAUAUGUAAAUGUAUAUAUGUAUGUUAGUUAAUGAUGGUAUCAGAGCUUGAAUUUUUACUCAUAUUUAUUGGUAGUCAUAAUACUUCAGGUCUCUCUGGAUAGAAAAUUAUAGGAUUUGUCAAGGUGGUCUGGAAGAGAGACAAACAAUGAAGUCUGUUUAGGUAUUUGUAAAAUAAAGUUUAUGACUUCCAGCUCUUGUUUACAAACUCUACUAAAAUUUUAUACCUGAACAAAGACAAACUGGAAGAAAUUGUAAAACUGGAUUUAUAUAAAGUCAUAAUAUUUGUAUUUAGCAUAUGAAGAUUUGAAUUUCAUAAAACAUUUAAUCUGA